This is a messenger RNA of Exophiala dermatitidis NIH/UT8656, 1017 nucleotides long. RefSeq lists its product as uncharacterized. The coding region runs from base 1 to 1017 and encodes 338 amino acids. Lineage: Eukaryota; Fungi; Ascomycota; Eurotiomycetes; Chaetothyriales; Herpotrichiellaceae. The transcript has a single exon. Gene Ontology annotation, molecular function: glycosyltransferase activity. The record is from RefSeq and is a predicted model, not a curated record.
AUGCUGGCACCGCACCAAAAAAAGUUGAUCGCAGAGGCACACGCGCAGGACGCCCGUAAUGCGGCUGCGGUCAACGGUGAACAUGAACAUGAACAUGGCGGCGGCGAUGGCCCCAAGAGAGUCUGGACCACACUCAUCACCAACACCGACUAUCUCUCGGGCCUCCUGACGCUCGACUACUCCCUGAAGAAGACGGGAUCGAAGUACCCCCUGAUCGCGUUAUACACCGAUACAUUCCCCGCCGGAGGGCUCGAGGCACUGCGAAGAAGAGAUAUCCCGGCCAAAAAGAUCCCAUACCUUCUGCCCUCUGUUUCCAAGGACUAUGCCAACGAUCCGCGCUUCUACGACUGCUGGAGCAAGCUUACGCCAUUCAGUCUGACGGAAUAUGACCGCGUGGUACAACUGGACAGUGACAUGAUGGUGCUUCAGAACAUGGAUGAACUGAUGGACCUUGAGUUGGACGGACCUGAAAAGAACGGGGAGGGGAACAGGGUCUAUGCCGCCAGCCAUGCCUGUGCUUGCAACCCGUUGAAGAAAUCGCACUACCCUAAACACUGGGUGCCGGAGAACUGUGCCUUUACCUCACAACAUAAUACACCCGAUGAUGCACAGGUCCAUGGUCCAUCUCCUACUGCGGGUAUCGCUUGCCCGAACGGAGGCCUUGUUGUCUGCAACCCCAGCCAGGGGACUUAUGACAAGAUUCUCAGCGCCAUGCAAAAUGGCGCCAUUACCUCGGGCUACGACUUUGCCGAUCAGAGUCUCUUGGGCGAUCAGUUUCACGGCCGCUGGGUCGGGCUGCCUUAUGUUUAUAACGCGUUAAAGACGAUGCGGUGGAAAGGCGUUCACGAUGCGAUAUGGCGGGAUGAUCGGGUCAAAAAUAUACAUUAUAUCUUGAGUCCAAAGCCUUGGGACGAGAAGCCGGAAGAGACAAAAGACGAAACACAUCGGUGGUGGCAGAAGGUGAAUGACGAGAGACUGCAACGUGAACGAAGUGAUGGCAUCUCCGACGGUUUCUAG